AUGCUCCAGGUAUCGCCCUCGACGCUCUUUGCCGUUACGGCCAUCCUCGAGGGCGAGCCCUUCGUGAACAGCACGCCACGGGACACGUUUGUCCCGGGCACCAUCCAACUCGCGACCAGUGGCAGCGAUCUCAAGCCAGGCCAGACAAAGCUCAAGUCCCUCUCUGCGGAGCUGCAGUUCAAUAGCAAGGAGAGCAGCAAGAGCAGCAUCGUCGACGACAUGGCUGACGCAAACCACCUGCUCUUCAAGUGUCCCGAGCCGGGCGCGAAUCGUUAA
Rhodofomes roseus is the source of this 276-nucleotide messenger RNA. RefSeq lists its product as uncharacterized. The record is from RefSeq and is a predicted model, not a curated record. Gene Ontology annotation, molecular function: inositol-3-phosphate synthase activity. Gene Ontology annotation, biological process: phospholipid biosynthetic process; inositol biosynthetic process. The transcript is spliced from 2 exons. The coding region runs from base 1 to 276 and encodes 91 amino acids. NCBI's taxonomy places the organism in Eukaryota, Fungi, Basidiomycota, Agaricomycetes, Polyporales, Fomitopsidaceae. Gene Ontology annotation, cellular component: cytoplasm.